Molecule: messenger RNA, 459 nt
Organism: Adineta steineri
Lineage: Eukaryota; Metazoa; Rotifera; Eurotatoria; Adinetida; Adinetidae
Source: the annotation of a GenBank genome assembly
AUGGCAAGAAUAGGUGACGGAUGGAUUUAUACUACAGAUAAUGAUGAUAUUCAUCAUUUCUACUUAAAUAAUAUUCCUAUGCAAUUCACACAUCACUUGCCAUUUUCAAAUAUACGAUCUAAUGAAAUUGAUGUACCAUCUGAAAAACAAUGGACUGAUCAAUCAUUACUUUCAAAUACAAAUAUCAAAAAUUAUUUAAUUAAAUCCGAUAUGUCGCAUCAAAUCGCAUAUAAAAAUAUCAUUGACAAAUGGAAACAACUUAAAAUCGAUCAAACAAAUCAAGUUAUAUCAUUAUUUGAUGCUCAUUAUAAUAUGCAUAUACAUUUUCGUAAAGAUAAUAAAAAAUAUUCUCGUUUAUUAAAAAAUGAUAAACCCUGUAUACAUUGUAAACGUCUUAUAAAAGAAUAUGAAGAAAGAGAAUUAUUAAAAUUUUCAUCUAUCAAUAAAAUUCAACAUUAA